Cadophora gregata is the source of this 4090-nucleotide messenger RNA. RefSeq lists its product as uncharacterized. Gene Ontology annotation, molecular function: small GTPase binding. Lineage: Eukaryota; Fungi; Ascomycota; Leotiomycetes; Helotiales; Ploettnerulaceae. Gene Ontology annotation, biological process: protein import into nucleus. Bases 436 to 3591 code for a protein of 1051 amino acids. The record is from RefSeq and is a predicted model, not a curated record. Gene Ontology annotation, cellular component: cytosol; nuclear envelope. The transcript is spliced from 12 exons.
UUGUAGCAUUUUUGUGUAUCAACCGAAAUGGUCCCUCGAAAAAGUUUAGAGCACUCUGCAGGGACCAAUCCCUUCCUGUCUUGUCAACAAGAGGCUAACGGCUGAGGUGACUGCAAAUCACCCUCUACGCGACAAUUUUCCUUUCAGAAGUGAGCAGUCUCUGUUCUUCUUCUAUUGCAUCUUCUGUGAUACCUCACCUUACUUAUUUCUGUUUCCUCGAUCCUGCACGUCCUCUCUCUGCCUUACCUAUCCCUUCGCUCGGCCCUCGAAACGUGACACCGCCCGCAUUUACUUGAUCAACUCGGGCGGUCAGUCUCGACCCGCAGAAAACUGUCGCCGCUUCGUCCACAUUUAAAAUAUUAACACUACCUCGCGGCGCUCAGCUCAGCAUACGUUCCACGUUCCCAGACUGCACGGCGCAUCUGUAGCCCAAAGAUGGAUGUAGCUGUAUUGAGAGGUCGCAUUGUCGCGACACUCAGCCCUGAUGCAGACCUUCGACGCCGCGCAGAACUCGACCUCAAGACCGCCGAGGAGCAUGCUGGAUUUACGGAUGCUCUCCUCGAAAUCCUCCAGGCUGAGCAGGAAGCUUCUGUGCGAAUGUCCACGGUUGUUUACCUGAAGAACCGAGUCACCAGAGGCUGGUCACCGAGCGAGGAAUCCCCACAGAACAAAGCUAUUGCCGAUGAUGAGAAGGCGAGGUUUCGAGAGCGCCUUUUGCCGGUCCUGGCUUCCUCCCCACCGCAGAUUCGACAACAACUUGUGCCCGUCCUACAAAAGAUCCUACAUUACGAUUUCCCCGAGAAAUGGCCCUCCUUCAUAGAUAUCACAGUCCAGCUGCUCAACACAAACGAGGCUGCCUCAAUUUUCGCCGGCCUGCAAUGCCUCCUUGCAAUCUGUCGCGUGUACCGCUUCAAAUCUGGUGAAAAUCGAGCCGACUUCGACAAGGUUAUUGAGUUGACCUUCCCAAGACUAUUGGUUAUCGGAAAGGGUUUGAUACACGAGACAAGUGAGGAGGCUGGGGAGAUGCUCCAUGUUGUCUUGAAGGCAUAUAAGCACGCGACUUUCUUCGAGCUUGCUGCUUCUCUGAGAGAGCAGUCUGUGGUUAUUGGGUGGUUGGAGGUUUUCCUAGGAACCGUCACAAAAGCUGCUCCGGCCUCAGCCCUACCAGAAGACUUGACUGAGCGUGAAGCAAAUCACUGGUGGAAGUCUAAGAAAUGGGCAUACUUUAAUCUCAACCGUCUCUUUGUUCGCUAUGGCAACCCCUCCUCACUACAAAAAGGCAACGGAGACGACUACACCGAGUUCGCCAAGAACUUCACUGCCAACUUUGCUCCAGAAAUUCUCAAGGGCUACCUCUCACAAAUCGAGCAAUGGGUGGCUAAGACAACAUGGCUCAGCAGACCAUGCUUGUCAUACACCCUCGUUUUCCUUGAUGAGUGCAUCCGACCAAAGCAGAUGUGGACUCAUCUUAAGCCACACCUUGAUACCCUCGUUACCCACUUCUUGUUCCCGGUUAUGUGCCUCAGCGAGGACGAUAUUGAGAAGUUUGAGACGGACCCAGAAGAGUACCUUCACCACAAGCUCAAUUUCUACGAAGAAGUCUCCGCGCCAGAUAUUGCUGCCACAAACUUCUUGGUUACUCUUACCAAAGUCAGACGAAAGCAUACGUUCACCAUCCUGACCUUCGUAAACACGAUCGUCAGCGCAUAUGAGGAAGCUCCAGAUGCAAGCAAGAAUCAUGUGGCAAAGGAAGGUGCUUUGAGAAUGAUUGGAACCUUGUCAAGCGUCAUCUUGGGAAAGAAGAGUCCAAUCGCCGAGCAAGUGGAGUAUUUCCUUGUUCGUUUUGUCUUCCCAGAUUUCCGAAGUACUCAGGGAUUCUUACGUGCAAGAGCCUGCGAUACCGUGGAGAAGUUCGAACAGCUUGAUUUCAAGGAUACCAAUAAUCUGCUCAUCAUUUACCGUAACAUCCUGGAAUGCAUGGCAGACCCAGAUCUUCCUGUUCGUGUAGAAGCUGCUCUUGCUUUACAACCUCUGAUCAGACACGACAUCAUCCGCACUAAUAUGCAGCAGAACAUCCCUCAAAUUAUGCAACAGCUUCUCAAGCUUGCAAAUGAGGUUGAUGUCGACGCUUUAUCAAACGUUAUGGAGGACUUUGUUGAGGUUUUCGCAACCGAGCUCACCCCAUUCGCAGUUGCGUUGAGUGAGCAGUUGCGAGACACCUACCUGCGAAUCGUCAGAGAACUGCUGGAGAAGAACGAUAAGCGAGACGACGACGAGAGCUAUGGCGAUUACUUGGAUGACAAGAGUAUCACAGCUUUGGGCGUCUUGCAAACAAUUGGCACCCUUAUCCUUACUUUGGAAAGCACACCUGACGUACUGCUUCACAUGGAGUCAAUUUUGAUGCCAGUGAUCAAGGUGACUUUGGAAAAUAAGCUUUAUGAUCUGUAUAACGAGGUCUUUGAAAUUAUCGACAGCUGCACAUUUGCUGCCAAGUCAAUCUCUCCAACAAUGUGGCAAGCAUUUGAGCUUAUCCAUGCCACAUUCAAGGCUGGUGCCGAGCUGUACCUCGAGGACAUGCUCCCAGCGCUUGACAACUUUGUACAGUACGGUGCCGCCCACCUCGUCCAGACUCCGGCAUACCUCGACGCCAUGUUCGGCAUGGUACAGGAUAUGUUCGCGGAUGAGAAGGUUGGCGGAGUUGACAGGAUAUGCGCCUGCAAGCUUGCUGAAGGUAUCAUGCUGAGUCUCCGUGGUCAUGCCGAUCAAUAUGUCCAGUCUUUCAUUGGAAUUGCGAUGCGCACUUUAGUGAAUGCAGAGGUUAAGGUCAAAUCGUACAAAAUCCACCUGAUGGAGAUGGUCAUCAAUGCCAUUUACUACAAUCCAGUUUUGGCUCUUCACAUUCUGGAGACGAACGGUUGGACAAACAAGUUCUUCAGCUUGUGGUUUUCCAACAUCGACAGCUUCACCAGAGUCCACGAUAAGAAGCUAUCAAUUGCUGCCAUCGUUGCAUUGCUCACACUCAAUGCUGAUCAAGUACCAACCAGUGUCCAACAAGGAUGGCCUAGAUUGCUCCAGGGUAUCGUUCGAUUAUUCCAGACCCUCCCAGCAGCCACCAAGAACCGCGAAGAAGCUCUCAAGGAUGAUUACCCAGUCGAUGGUGAUGCGUACGAUGAUGAUGAGGAUGACGAGUGGGCCGGUGAUGACACUGCCUGGAAUGAUGAGAACGAGCCAGAAGAUGAAACCGAUGGCAAGGAUGAGAGCACUGCUUAUCUUGAGUUCUUGAACGAAGAGGCACAAAAAUUCCAGAACCUCGAGGAUAAUGAUUCGGAUGAUGAGUUAGGAGAGGAGAGUCUUCUGGAAACACCUCUAGACAAGGUCGAGCCAUAUCAACUCUUCCGAGAUGCCCUCUUGAAACUCCAACACGAGCAACCCCAACUCUACGAGUCCCUCACAACGUCUCUCAACGCCGGCGAACAAACAAUCGUCCAAGGUGUUGUGAACCAAGCCGAGAUCAACGCAGCAGCCGCCGCCGCCUCAGCCACACAAGCCUUACAAGCUGCCCAAGUUCCCGCCACGAACGGAGCUCCUUGAUCUAGGACUAGCAAUAGAUAACGAACCAGGGCGUGGAGGCCGGUGUGGGGUUUUGCCAAAUGGGUCGAGAAUCAAGAACGGUGUGAUGCAUGGCCGGGCGUUUAUAUGUGUUGGUUGGGCACUCCUCAGCGUCCAGGUCGUUUGAGUAUUUGUGUUUUGUGGAUAUACUUCUCCCACUUCCUUUUUUUAUUUUCCGGAGAGAGAAGCAUCGUUUUGGGCGAUUGAUUGAUUGAUCGAGCUAGCGAGAAUGCAACGUCAGAAUGGAUGGAUGGAUGAAUGAAUGAAUGCAGAAAGAAAGGCGCGAGACCAAAAUGCGAGAUUGAGAUUUUUUUUUCUUCAGAUGGGUUUUGGGCGACCAGAAAGAAAGAAAGUAGGAAAGAAAGAACGAACGAAAGCAUGAAUGAAUGAAUGAAAGGUAGGUAGAUACUUGGUGGACGGGAUGGAUGGAUGGAUGGAUGUUCAAGUAGAUGAUACAUAUCAAUGAAUUCCAGUUGUCUUC